AUGGCGGCUGCAGUCCGGCGGUCUCCCUAUAAAGACUUCCUGCAGCCCGCGCUGCAGCGGCGCUUUGCCACGGCUACGCUGGUCGUGUUGGCCACCGCAUACUUUGAGGCCCUGCUGCUGGCGAGGUGGUCGUCAUGGCUCUGGUCCUGGUUCCCCCUCGGCCCGACCGGCUUCCGCGCGGCGCUCUUCUUCCUCUGUGGUAUCUUCGUCAUCAUCCUGCGCAUCUCGCAGUACCACCCCGGUAUACGCACUUCCGACUCGCCGAUCGCGACCCUCGUGCGCUAUGCGCCACGCUGGACGACCUUCGAGACGCUGUUCACGUAUGCCCUCUCCGCCUGGAUCUUCAGUCUCGUCUACCUCGGCACGGUGCCCGACGACGCGGGGUUCGAGCGCAUCACCUAUUUCACGUACGACCGCGCCCGGCUGAACGAGAAGCCUAUCUUCCUUACGACCCAUCUGGUACUACUGGGGAUUUACCAGGGCGUGAGACAUCUUUACUCGGAUAUUGACCGUUUGUCGCUUGGGACUGCUCAGCCCUCUAAUGGCGACUCUAGCAAAGCGACUGGCGAAGAUGGCCAUGUGUCGACCCAGAUGCGCCGCUUCCGUGACCAGCUCCCCAAGAUAGUCGUGCACAGCCUGCACCAGUCGGUCAUGGGGCUUUUGUUGAGCGCAUCACUGUAUCCACUUUUGCUGCGCGACCUUCUCUGGAGGGUCAACAUGACGAUGCUGCGGCCACUUUACAGCCUGCCGCGGACCAAUGUCCCGCCUGCCAACCUCCCAUACUCCCCGUCGACCCUUCUGCGCUGCUUGGCAGCCAGCGUGAUGGUCAUGUUUGCAUGGACCGCUGCCAAUACCGCCUUCUCGUUGUUGCUGGUUAAGAGCCCCCUAAAGAACGGGAAACCGUUGACGGCUGAUGCAAAGGAUCCGAAUGGUAGCUUGCUGAAUGGGUUGAAGAAUAAGAAGCUGUCGAUCAAGUGCUUCGCCAUGUGGGAGCUCGCCUACAUCGCACGCGACUUCCCUGAUCGCCGCAAGGCCAUCUUCGAAGACAUGGACCGCAAAGACGGCCCCAUGUGGUCCCAAGUCUACAAGAUCUGCCUCGACACGCUGCACACCCUCUCUUCCAACAUCGACGCUUAUACUGCUCCUCCAGCGCCAGCGACUACCCCCCAGCAGGCCGAGACAGCCCUAGGAGACAAGCCUCGCACCUCCGCCCCGCCUAAAGAAGACCAUAUCUUCGCCCCUCUCCCCUCAAACAAGUCCGCUUUCCGCACCUCAGUUAGCUCCGCCUUUCAAAACGCAGCCCUCGCCGGCCCCGGCGGCCCGCCUGCCUCCCUCAGCCCCGUCGCGAAACGCACCCUCCACGCAGCUCGUUCUCGCCUGCUCGAAGCAGCUGCCCCGAAUGCCGAAAUUGAGGUCACACCAUCCUCUUUCUUCCGCGAACUCGCCCUGAAAUAUGUCCUGUCCUCGCCACUGGCGGGGUAUCCCUUCCGACAGACGCGUCGGCGCAGGCUGGCUAGCGCAGUCCUCGGCUCGCCGUAUGGUGAGCCAUCGCUGUACGUGAACGCCGCAUCCGCCGUGUCCGGCCUAGCGGUGUCCUCGCUCCGCGAGGAUCGAUAUGGUCACGUGCAGCGGGAUGUGGCGUCUCUAAUCAGGGAACUUACUUCCCUGGGGGAAAAACUCAAUGCCUUUGUUAACGAGGGCGGUAUGGGUAAGCACUGGACGGAUGUGGUGGAGCUGGAGGGGGAGGAUAAGUGCGAGGAGGUUGAGGAAGUGGUCAACGCGGUGAAGCAUGCGUUGAAGAGGGUUAUCGUGGCGUUUGAGCCGUACGCGAGAGAUUUGAGGCUGACGAGGGGGGAGGUGAAGAAGGCGAGGGAGGUGGCGGGGUUGGAACAAGAGGUCGAAGUUAGGGAGGUGAUGCCGGAGAUGGUGCAGAUUCGGUGA
This is a messenger RNA of Thermochaetoides thermophila DSM 1495, 1941 nucleotides long. RefSeq lists its product as uncharacterized. Lineage: Eukaryota; Fungi; Ascomycota; Sordariomycetes; Sordariales; Chaetomiaceae. Gene Ontology annotation, cellular component: nuclear pore transmembrane ring; spindle pole body. Gene Ontology annotation, molecular function: spindle pole body-nuclear membrane anchor activity. Gene Ontology annotation, biological process: spindle pole body localization; nuclear pore organization. The transcript has 3 exons. The coding region runs from base 1 to 1941 and encodes 646 amino acids. The record is from RefSeq and is a predicted model, not a curated record.